AUGGCUGAUCAAGAUCCAUUCAAGCAGGAAAUAAGAGAACCAUCAGACACAAUAACAGACCAGUUGUCACGAACCAAAGUAGAUUUCGAAUCCAAAUCAAACAUGCCGGAAUUAAUAAAAAAUUCAAUUACUCAAGUAAUGUCUAAAGUUGACGAAGUUGACAAUUCAGUUAUCGACAUUAUUGGAGCUCAAAUGGAGUUCCUUACUGCUGAAUUCCAAGAUUGUAUAAAAGCAACCCAAGAUUUAUUUACAGCUUUAACGAAUUUAAAGGACGGACAGACAGAAAUUGUUCGCCGCAAAGCUAGUAAUGCUACUAGCCUUGCCAGCAGUAUCGAGAAAACAAUGACAUGUAUUCGUAGAUUAGGUGAUGAUAAAUAA
Messenger RNA from Trichomonas vaginalis G3, 378 nucleotides. RefSeq lists its product as uncharacterized. Bases 1 to 378 code for a protein of 125 amino acids. The record is from RefSeq and is a predicted model, not a curated record. The transcript has a single exon. Lineage: Eukaryota; Parabasalia; Trichomonadida; Trichomonadidae.